This is a messenger RNA of Sciurus carolinensis (gray squirrel), 940 nucleotides long. RefSeq names its product TNF receptor superfamily member 17 (gene Tnfrsf17). The record is from RefSeq and is a predicted model, not a curated record. Gene Ontology annotation, biological process: tumor necrosis factor-mediated signaling pathway. The transcript is spliced from 3 exons. Gene Ontology annotation, molecular function: signaling receptor activity. Bases 201 to 746 code for a protein of 181 amino acids. NCBI's taxonomy places the organism in Eukaryota, Metazoa, Chordata, Mammalia, Rodentia, Sciuridae.
GUGGUAUUCAAAUCCUUAGCACAGUGCUGACGGCCCCCAAAGAACCAAUGGAGUGAGGUCGAGUUUGUUUGUUUCCCCCCCCCCCCAACAUUCUAGCUGCUGUCACUACAUUUGCUGGGGCAUUCUUGACGAUAUUUUACUUGUCCUUUCAUGCUGUUCUUUUUGUUGUUCCCCGGUUUCUCUCUGAGAUCAAGUUCCAGAUGGCUCAGCAGUGCUUCCAAAAUGAAUAUUUUGACAAUUUGCUGCAUGCUUGCAAAUCUUGUCACCUUCGAUGUUCCAGUACUCCUCCUCUACCAUGUCAGCGUUAUUGUAAUGCAAGUAUGAACAAUUCGGUGAAAGGAACAAAUGCCAUUCUCUGGACCUGUUUGGGCCUGAGCUUGAUGAUUUCUUUGGCAGUGUUUGUGCUGAUGUUCUUGCUCAGGAAGAUGAGCUCUGAACCACUGAAGGAUGAAUUAAAAAACACAGGCUCUGUCCUGCUGGACGUGGCUAAUGCUGACCUGGACAAAAGCAGGACUGGCCACAGCACGGUCCUUCCAAGAAGCCUGGGGUACACGGUAGAAGAAUGCACCUGCCCAGACUGUGUCAAGAGCAAGCCCAAGGUUGAUUCUGACCCCUUCUUUCCGCUCCCAGCCAUGGAGGAGGGUGCUACCAUUCUUGUCACCACCAAAACCAAUGACUAUUGCAAGAGCCUGCCAGUUGCUUCAGGUGCCACUGGGACAGAGAGGUCGACUUCUACUAGUAACUAACCCUUCGACUGAUGUGGAGCUGCUCUGAAAAUUGUUUGUCAGAAGAUGAUGCUUCGGAUCCCUUUGGGGUGACUGUCAGUGGCUGAUACGUCGCUUUCUGUCCGCUAGUUCUGGAAGUGGUUACAUGCAUUUCCCUAACUCACUGUUAGGAGCUCAUCUGUGGAAACUUCCUUGGUUUCAUGAUUAAAUUCUUA